This is a messenger RNA of Verticillium dahliae VdLs.17, 540 nucleotides long. RefSeq lists its product as uncharacterized. The transcript has 3 exons. The record is from RefSeq and is a predicted model, not a curated record. Bases 1 to 540 code for a protein of 179 amino acids. NCBI's taxonomy places the organism in Eukaryota, Fungi, Ascomycota, Sordariomycetes, Glomerellales, Plectosphaerellaceae.
AUGCCGCAUCACACGGGCAAAGACAGUAUGCUAGACCCUACAAGUGCCGGUCCCAUCCUCGCAGCUCAACUUACCCCUCAAGCCCCCUCAACAAAAGACCCCCCUAGGCAGGGAUGCUCGUCGAUGAUCUCACAAAACCUUGCCUGUUCCCAGCAGGCCAUCGGUGCUGCUUCUUCUUCUUCUUAUUUUCUCUUCCUGCUAUACCAUCUAAAUCCUUCUCCAGAUCUCAUCCACCCCCAAACUUCCGAAUUCGUCGACGACCUGCUUCUUUUGAACCGUCUUCGACACCAAACUCCUCGACAUCUCGCCUACAUCCAUCUCAUCUACCUGUCCAGCAUGUCUUUUACCCCACGCCAACAAAGACAGCUAGUCAGGCUUCAUGCCGGUGCCUUCUCCCGCAACCGCCCGGUCGUCAUCGCCACGACUCUCGUCGUCGCCGCCUUGGCGACUGUCAAGUACCAGUCCUCGUCCAUGAGAUCCAAAGAGCAGGCCGCACCCGACCUAUACGUACGCGUUGACCGCAGCGGAGGCGGUGUCUGA